AUGACAACUCAGGAACUUAAAACUGACAAUUCUCUUGAAUUACUUUCAAGAGAAAAGGAUUCAUUUAUAUUUGCACAAGAAGAACUUGUUAACCAUAGUGAUUAUUUUAGUGGCAUGUUAAACAGUGGGAUGAAAGAGUGCUUAGAUCGACAGAUUUAUUUACAAGCAGUUUCAUCAAAUGCCCUGAAAUUCAUAUAUUUAUACUUAGAAUCCAAAUCAAAACAAUCUAGUUUAGCAUAUGAUAAACUGAGGAAAAAACUAGACUUGGAUAUUGAGUAUUUAGAAAAUGUGCUCAAUGCAGCAGUCUAUCUACAGAUGCAAGAACUGAUAGAUGUAUGUGUUAAAAGCAUGGAGACUGUCCUGAAUAGUAACAUUAGUUUAUUUUAUGACAAGGUGUUUCUCCUUGCAAACAAGUAUGACUUACAAGAAAUGCUUUCUAUGCUAGAGCUUGUUAGAUUUCAAAAUGUUAGUGCAUUUUGUAAGACGGAAGCUUUCACUGAAAUGGAUGUUAGUGAAUUGAAAGAAUAUUUGAAAAGUGACUGUUUGUUAGUGAAAGAUGAAUGUAUUGUGUUAGAUGCAUUACUUUUAUGGUUAACCAACCAUAAUAAAGACUUAACAAAUAUGUUUACGGGCAACAUGUCCCAAAUCCAUGAAAGUUCUUCAUCUGAAGAUGCACAUGUAAAGGUCACUUGUGCAUCAUAUAAUGCAAAAAGAGAAUUAGUUCACACUGUGCGGUUUCCCUUUAUUGCUCAGUUGCUUACAUCCAAAGAAUUCAAAUCGCUUUCAAAUAAAAUUGACAAAACUGUUAGAGCCAUUAAUGAUGAAGAGCUAAGAGAUAUGAUUUUGAAUUCAUUGAACACAAGUAGCAUACAGCUGGAGGAUUACAUUGACAAUCCCCAUAAAAUGAUCUCCAAGUACCCCUAUGCAACUGUUGAAGAACGGAAUUCAAAAAAUGCUGUAUUAUUCUAUGGAGGAUUUACUGCCUCUGAGGCCUGUACUAAUCGAGUGCAAAUUCUGGGUAUUGAAAAACUGGAGGCAGCAUUUGAAACAUCUACUGAGAGUAGGCUAAAUGACACACCUAAAACAGUUGAAAAAUCAUUUCCAACUGACAAUAACACAAUUGUGAUACACGGUUUCAUGAAAGAAAAAUUACCAAAGUCAUUAUGUGAACAUUGUGUAUGUGUAAUAGACAAUAUAGUGUAUGUUGUUGGGGGUCAAACUGCAUAUUCUAAACAUGGCUGGAAUACUGUGAACACUGCAUACAGGUUCAAUCCUGUUAUCUCUCACUCAAACUACAUGCCACUGCAGGGUAAAAGAUCACAAGUAAAACUACAAUGGAAAGAGAUAAGCCCUAUGAAAACAGCCAGAAGUUUGUUUGCAAUGGUUGAACUUGACAAGAAACUGUAUGCGAUGGCAGGGUGGAUAGGCCCAGGUACUACAACCAAAAAGACUGAAGUUUAUGACCCUAUAGAAGAUACAUGGACUGAACUUCCACACUUAACAUUCCCCAAAGGGCUUCAUGAGCAUGCAGCAUGUGUUUACAAUGGGACUAUAUACACAAGUGGAGGCUACAAAGGCCCUGAUGCUGGUCAUCUAGAUUGUGUGUUUAAACUCGACACUGCUUGCACUCCUUGUUCACCCAUGCAUAGAGCCAGAAGUUACCACAGCAUGAUCUCCAUAGCAACAGGAAUAAUGGUGAUUGGAGGAGUGAAUUAUGUUGGUGAUGGGGAAUUUGAAGAUGUAAAGGAAUGUGAGCUUUAUGACCCAGCAAGUGACCAAUGGACAAGUAUAUCCACCAUCCCCUACCCAGCCAGUUGUAUGUCACAUGUCUUCCACAAAAACAAGGUGUACCUAUUCGGCGGUCAUUCAUUUGAAGAUGACACUGACCAUGACCAGUUACAGAGGCUGGAUUUAAUGACUAUGGGCUGGAGUGAUAAAAGGUUCACAGCAAGUGGGAUUAGAUAUUUUGCAUGUGCCAUGAUGAAAGUUGCCAACACAUGCUUUCCAAUGUAACAUAACAAUAAACUUCUUCAUUGAAACUAGAACAACUAGUCAAAACACAAAUGCAUUGAAGUGUAUCGUCAUGACAUCAUUGGGGGUUUUGACAUUUGCUCAGGUGAAUUACAGUUGACACUUUCAUAUAAAAGCACUAUAUAUAAACACAAAAGAUCCUGUACUUUGAAUGUAGCCCUUUCAAAAAAAUCUCAAAUAUAACAUUAUUUUAGUCCACAUAAAAACUAAUGGUGAAUUGUGUGCAAAUUAUUUUGAAUAUUCCUGUUGACAUUAUAAUGUUCUAGUUCUCAUUUUUUAUUUAAAUCAAGCUAGCUGCAUGGUUUCAAGGAUUUUUUCUCCCAGAAAAAUGUAAUAAUUAUGAAACAAAACUUCAAAAUUCUUAAAUGAACAAAAUUUUGUAAAAAUGUACCU
Owenia fusiformis is the source of this 2424-nucleotide messenger RNA. The record is from the annotation of a GenBank genome assembly. NCBI's taxonomy places the organism in Eukaryota, Metazoa, Annelida, Polychaeta, Sabellida, Oweniidae.